UGCCUGUGUUUUUGUUCAUUUCUUACAGCGCUAACGGGCAGCGAGCGCCAAUUGUGUUUUUUUUCCCGCUUCCUCGUUGUUUUUUCCAGUUGUUUUUCUCCAUUUUGCUGAUAAAACCAAACAAAGGAAAAUUUGAGAUUCCUCGCUUUCUUCCUUCGCUGUCUUGAGACAUCUCUCUUUGGCUAGCGCUUUCUCUCUCUUUUGGAUCAGAAACAAACAGUCAUAUUCUUGGUAUUCCUAUACAAUGACAGCAGAUAACAGACCGCUUCCAUUCUCCUAUCAGUUCCUUGCUGGUGCCAUUGCCGGUGUCAGUGAGAUUCUUGUGAUGUACCCUUUGGACGUUAUCAAGACCCGUAUCCAGCUCCAGGUCGGUUCCGGUGCCCAGGCUGAGUACACUGGUGUCAUUGACUGUUUCACCAAGAUUGUGAAAAACGAAGGCCCUGCUCGUUUGUACAAGGGUAUCACCGCUCCUAUCCUUAUGGAGGCUCCAAAGAGAGCUACAAAGUUUGCCGCCAACGAUGAAUUCUCCAAGUUCUACAAGAAAUUGUUUGGUGUUCAGCAGAUGAACCAACCGCUUUCUAUCUUAUCCGGUGCCUCUGCUGGUGCGGUGGAAAGUUUUGUCGUUGUUCCAUUCGAAUUGAUCAAGAUCAGACUCCAGGAUAAGAACUCCCCAUACAAAUCCGUGGGUGAUGCAUUCCUCAAGACAGUCAAGAACGAAGGUCCAUUGGCCUUGUACAACGGAUUGGAGGCAACUUUGUGGAGACACAUCGUCUGGAACGCUGGUUAUUUCGGUAUCAUCUUCCAAGUUAGAUCUCUUCUACCAAAGGCUCAAAACCCAACCCAGAAGACCCUCAACGACUUGGCAGCCGGUGCCAUUGGUGGUACUUUUGGUACUCUAUUCAACACUCCAUUUGACGUUGUCAAGUCUAGAAUUCAAAACACCGUUCUCAAGCCAGGUGAGGUUAGAAAAUAUAACUGGACUUUCCCAUCUUUGUUGACUAUCUACAAGGAGGAAGGUUUCAGCGCUUUGUACAAAGGUUUCCUUCCAAAGGUGUUGAGAUUGGGACCAGGUGGUGGUAUCCUCUUGGUUGUCUUCACUGCCACUAUGGACUUCUUCAGAACCAUCCAUUACAAGUGAUUUAAUCAAGGUUGAAACGUUCUAGACAUAAUAAACAGUCCCACCUUAUUUAAAUCACUGGCAAUAUCUGCUUGUUCGUUCAUGUCUUUUUUACAAGGUAAUAGUAUAUAGAUAGAGCUACAAAUUCAAUUAUUUAUCCUCUUUUUUUACAAGACAAAAAGGGACA
This is a messenger RNA of Williopsis jadinii, 1304 nucleotides long. It is a transcript of the gene ODC1, whose product is annotated as mitochondrial 2-oxodicarboxylate carrier. Bases 245 to 1138 code for a protein of 297 amino acids. Gene Ontology annotation, cellular component: mitochondrial inner membrane. Gene Ontology annotation, molecular function: ATP:ADP antiporter activity. NCBI's taxonomy places the organism in Eukaryota, Fungi, Ascomycota, Saccharomycetes, Phaffomycetales, Wickerhamomycetaceae. The record is from RefSeq and is a predicted model, not a curated record. The transcript has 2 exons. Gene Ontology annotation, biological process: mitochondrial ATP transmembrane transport; mitochondrial ADP transmembrane transport.